Messenger RNA from Penicillium angulare, 1353 nucleotides. RefSeq names its product lipase ROG1 family protein. Gene Ontology annotation, molecular function: monoacylglycerol lipase activity. The coding region runs from base 1 to 1353 and encodes 450 amino acids. Lineage: Eukaryota; Fungi; Ascomycota; Eurotiomycetes; Eurotiales; Aspergillaceae. The record is from RefSeq and is a predicted model, not a curated record. The transcript is spliced from 2 exons.
AUGCCAGAAAAUAAAACACAAGCAUCCCACCUCUGCGUGUUGGUCCACGGACUCUGGGGAAAGCCUUCACACCUCGACUACGUCGCAUCCGUGCUACGAGACAAAUAUGACGAGCAGCUUUUUAUCCUCAGCCCGAAAGCCAAUAGCGGAAACUAUACCUACGACGGAAUCGAGCUUGGAGGAGAACGAUUAGUGCAUGAGAUCGAGGAAACACUCGAGUCUCUAGCUGAGAAGGGUCAGAAGAUUACCAAGAUUAGUAUUGUUGGAUAUUCUCUUGGUGGUUUGCUUUCGCGCUAUGCGAUCGGCUUAUUGAAUGAACGAGGGUGGUUCGACAAACUGGAACCUAUGAACUUUACAACUUUUGCUACGCCGCAUGUUGGUGUGCGGGCACCGUUAAAGGGGUGGAAGGAUAAUAUUUUCAAUACUCUUGGCGCGAGGACUAUCUCGCAGUCUGGUCGGCAGAUGUUUCUCAUUGAUUCAUUCCGCGAUACUGGGCGGCCGCUUCUGGGCGUCAUGGCUGAUUCGGAGAGUAUCUUUAUAAAAGGGUUGAAGAGGUUUCAACAGAGGAGUAUCUAUGCGAAUAUUGUGAAUGAUCGCUCAGUUCUCUUCUAUACAUCUGCUAUCUCCAAGGUGGAUCCUUUCCAUGAUUUGGAAAAAGUGAAUAUCAACUAUGUCGAGGGUUACGAGGAUGUUAUUAUCGACCCUGACACAUAUGUGCUACCUCAUAUACAGGGCAAGACUGGCCCCUUCGCUGCGCGAUUCUGGAAAAAGUGCAAAUCAAUCGCUAUCUGGAUCCCACUGUCAUUACUACUCGCUAUACUUCUGCCGCUAGCCGGCUUAAUCUUCCUGAUUAAUGCUGGGAUCCAGACGUGUCGCAGCUCAAGGCGCAUUCGUAUGCACGAAGCUGGAGAAAGAGGUGUUCUCUUUGGAAAAUAUAGAGUACCUGUGUUGGUUCAAGAUGUUCAGCAUGUUGUGGAGCAGGUCUUCGAGAACGUCAAUGCUAGCCAGGAACCAAAUUAUCUGUCAAACAGCGAUACUGAGGCUUCUGACUCGGGACCUGAGAAGGCAGGUCGAUCCCAUACCCCAAACUUUGCAGGAGAUGAUACACAGGCCGAAUCCUCGUCCACUAGAAGGCACUCGUCGACAGCGCCACACUCUCCGAAGCUUGCCUUGACACCGGACCAAUUCAGAAUGAUCGACUCGCUCAACGAGGUUGGUAUCAAAAAGUUCCCCGUUCAUAUCCAAAAGAAACGGCAUAGUCAUGCUGCUAUCAUCGUCCGAAGCACCAAGCCUGGACUGGCGGAAGGCAAACUGGUCAUGAAACACUGGUUGGAUAAUGAGUUCAUUGUAUAA